Molecule: messenger RNA, 4887 nt
Organism: Labeo rohita (rohu)
Lineage: Eukaryota; Metazoa; Chordata; Actinopteri; Cypriniformes; Cyprinidae
Gene: rrad
Product: Ras-related associated with diabetes
Exons: 5
Coding region: 3252-4163 (303 amino acids)
Biological process (GO): negative regulation of high voltage-gated calcium channel activity
Cellular component (GO): plasma membrane
Molecular function (GO): GTPase activity; calcium channel regulator activity; GTP binding
Source: RefSeq, a predicted model, not a curated record
AGUGAGUACAUUAUCUGUCAAUUUUUGUUCUGAAAGUGGACUUCUCCUUUAAGAGGUAACAGUUUUGAAAAACUGGAAAGAACAAAAAAAUACAGGCUAUUUCUAUGCUGUCUUAUAAAAUUUUAAUUUCUACAGAUAUAUCAAAUACGUGGCUUUACUGGUAUAUGGAUAUAUCAUUAUACAUCAUUACCUUUACACUAGAUGCUUUAUAAUAUAGACAGAGUAACUUCUGUAGAAUUAGCUACACUCUAAAAAAAAAAUGCUGGGUUAAAUACAACACAGCUUGGAAAAUUUGGUUGGGUUAAAUGUUGUCUUAUUUAAGUCAACUAUUGUUUAAAAAUAAUUUUAUUGCUGGCUUAAAAUGGCUUAAAAAAAAGGCUGGAAAUUAAAAAUCACACACAAUAUUAUAGAGGCAACAGAAAUAAUCAAAAAAUGAACAUUUGUUAUUAAGCAAGAACACCCAUGGACAAAAAUAUGAGACGUCCUUGUAUGUUGCAUAAUUAACAGCACAGUAAAGACUUUAUAAAUGAAAUAAAAUGCAUACAAACCUUUAUUUCGCUGAAGAAGUGCACCCAAUUGGCUGCGCAGAGAACCGCUCUCGCCUGUAGAGGACGCAAAAAGCCUGCGCUCUGACUGUAACUCAGCAGCUGGGUUGUUUCGUUGGAGACAGGCUCAACCCAGUGGCUGAGCAGAAAAAAAUAACCCAAUAUUUAAUAACCCGUUUAAAAUGACCCAGCAGUUUGGUUACAAAAAAACUACCCAGCACCGAGUUAAACAUAUUAAAAAAAUAACCCAAUAAAAUGACCCAACUAACUGAAAUUGCAUUUGGGUAAAUUUUUUUUUUUUAAGAGUGCAGAAAAACUAAUAUUAAAAGCAACCAAUAAAACGACCCAACAGGCUGAACCCUAUUAUUUUUUUUUUUAAUAACCCAGCAUUUUUUUAGAGUCUACCGUCAUCACAAUGUACUUUUAGUACACUCUAUAUUGCAUUUUGAGAGACAAAAAGUGCUGAUACUCAUCAAACUAGGAAUGACAAGAUUCACAUGAUUUCUUUAUGAAAAUGGUAAUCUUUAAUACAUGAGCUGUGUUGUAAAGUUAUGAUUAAAACUUGUUUGUCUUCCGAAGUCUGAAGGGUAAUAGUCUGUCUAAGCUCAAGGCAGAAGACAGUGAUGAUACACAGAUACUAUAUUAAGCACAGUAGUUUGCAGAUUCUGUUUAAAUUACACUUGCUUGGCUUUCAAGUCACAAAAGUGCUUUCACUAGCAUACAUUAAAAAUGCAUGAUAGAUACUAUUUCACAUAAUAGAACUCUUUUUCAAUAGUUUUGUUUUUUAUAAAUUACCAGACUAGCUAACGCUGCAAGUCUUUUUUGGUCCGGUCAUGAAAAUUAAUACCAAACUUUAAAUAUAAAUUCAUUAAGUCAUGAUUAUUUAUUUGAAAUUUCCGUGCAGCUGUAGAAAGUAGAAAGGACAUGUCGGGAGACAUCAGCACAAAAAAUAAAGCACAUUUUGUCUAAAUAAAACGGUACAUUUUGUACAUGUGUGUAUGCAUGUUUACCAUAUCUUGUUUUAUAGUGUAAAAAAAAUGUGAGAAAAAUGGACAUGAAUUUUAGCAGCUAGAGAAGAUUAUAGAAAUCCCAUAACUUUGGCAAAUUGUCACAAUACAUCAACCUCCUCGACAGAAGUCUGAAAUUACCUUAGCAUGGAUUAAAUAUUUAUGCAUGAUACCUCAAAAUCAUUUCGAGUUGUUUCACAGAAACGAUCUGUACAUGUGAGUGUACAAAAAAAAAAAAUCAGAUCUGACAAAACACGAAGAAUUUGUCAUGUGCAAUAUGCAGUAUUAUACAAUCAGCUGUUAAAUGACUGUCAAAAAUGUGGACAUUUAUUUCUUAUCACUAGGGAAUAAUAAGGAAGAACUGUAUUGGCCAGACACAGGUUAGUUGAUACACCUGCUGGUAAGUGCCUGUACCUGACAAUACCUAUCAAAUACCACUAGAUGGCAACAUUGAACUACCUACAAUAAUGAAAGGGAAAUUUUGCCCUUGAAAAUUAUAGGAUGGUGUUUUUAGCAUGCAACGAAUAUAAUAAAUCAUAAUCUGACACUGAAUACUAAUUGUGAUUCUAAUCAGAAAAUCUCUUCAAGUGAUACCUUUUGAAUACUGAGCAAAAACAGCCUUGAGUAAAUUGCAGGUCCUGGAUAAUUCUGUCAUUCAGUGAAUUUUAUAGAAAUGCAAAAUGAUGAUAUUUCAAAAAUGAUGUGAUGACAUUUAGGUGACUUCAUAUAAUGUUAAUGUUAACCAACCUGUCUUAGCCAAUAAAUCAUGUUACUGUACAGCACAAUCAAAAGCCACAUGUUUUCAAAUCUGACCUUUCCAGCAGCUCAGAUAAACCAAUAAUCACACUACAGAGCACAAUUAACCACACAAACAAAGAAAAAAACACGACUGUGAAAUAAUGUUGUAACAUACAAUAAACACCCCAGUGUACAACAUAUUUAUUAAAAUCCAAACAAAUGUUUGGUCAAGGAAUUUUGGGAAUCCCCCUCUAUAUAUGGGGGAAUUCCUGCUUUUUACUUCUAAAUAAAUUGACAUUAAAAUUAUAUAUAAUGUCCACUGAAAUUCCAUAAUUUACCAUAUAUGGUUAGGUAUUGUAUCUUACAGUUCACCAGCAUUUUCACAUUGUUUUGCCUUUUAAAUAAUAAUAAUAAAAAAAUAGCUGAGCCCAGGCUGAAAGACCAGCUCAAACCAGUUAAAACUAGCAAGAUGUCUGUUUCGGCAGGAGAGAAAAAUAAUAAUAAUAAAUAAAUAAAUAAAAAUAUUUAUACCCUGAUUUUGUUUAUCCACGAAGCCUUUGUUAUGUUCGGACGAUACGCCUUUGCUUUACCUACAUACAAUGAAAAACGCAUUUCAUGGCUGUAGUAAAAGCGGAACAUGAUUCAGCCCGUCGUCCGUGCGUUACGCGCGCAGGGGAGGGAAGACCCUCUCUGCCGGACGCCCUCGCAGAAUUGUGAAUCACACGCACUGGAUUCUUUCCCUCCCUCAAAAUGAUGUUACUACUAUAAGAAAGACGCGUGAUUCUCCAAGGCAAGCCCUCCCUCGGCCUGACGUCACUCACUCGCAUAAAUAAGGGAUCCGUCUCAUCAGAGUUCAUAAGCGAAACCCUCAGCGGACGAAAAACGGAGUAAAACGGAAUAACUGGAAUUUUGGCAUUAAACGGAAGACGCUAUAGCCGCAAUCACAUACAGGUUUGGAGUCAUGACUUUGAACAAAGGAGACAAGUUGAGGAACAUGGAUAAGAGAAGAGGUAGCAUGCCGUUUCCCCUCCACCUGCAGAACUUGCACAGAAGAAGCAUGCCGGUGGACGACCGAGAGCUGCGCUCGAUGCCCGAAACUCAACCCACCGAGCUGUCCAGCCUCAUGCGCUUCAGUCAGGUAGAGGAGCACAGGAACAGCUGCGUGUCCGACUCCUCCGACUCGGUCAUCUCGUCCGGCAGCGAUUCAGACGGCCAGGUCUACAAGGUGGUCCUCCUGGGCGAGCACGGCGUUGGGAAGUCGAGUUUGGCGAGAAUAUUUGGAGGUGUUGAAGACAGUAACGACUGCGAGGAAACAGGAAACACAUAUGACAGAUCUCUUGUGGUUGAUGAUGAGGAGACGUCAAUCCUUCUCUAUGACAUAUGGGAGCAGGAUAACAGCCAGUGGCUGAAAGAUCAGUGCAUGCGUAUGGGAGACGCUUAUAUCAUCGUGUACUCUGUGACAGACAAGUCUAGCUUUGAGAAAGCUUCAGAGCUGCGAAUCCAGCUGCGUAGAGCUCGCCAGUCGGAAAACAUCCCUAUCAUCCUGGUUGGAAACAAGAGUGACUUGGUGCGUUCCCGGGAAGUUUCUGUGGAUGAGGGCAGUGCCUGUGCCGUUGUGUUUGACUGCAAGUUCAUUGAGACGUCAGCCUCCCUGCAUCACAAUGUGCGUGACCUCUUCGAGGGCAUCGUCCGGCAAAUCCGCCUGCGCAAGGACAGCAAGGAAGAAAACGCCCGGCGCAUGGCCAACUGCAAGCGCCGUGAGAGCAUCAGCAAAAAGGCCAAACGUUUCCUGGGCCGCAUGGUGGCCCGGAAAAACAAGAAAAUGGCCUUCAGACAGAAGUCCAAAUCCUGUCACGACCUGUCAGUGCUAUGAAAAACUGGACUUAUGUGCCCUCUGAUACCCACGACCAGAAGCUGUGUGUUUUUCAUGCUAAUAUAAGGACUAUCUAGCUGUACAGACAAAUAUGAACUUGUUUUGUAAACUGAGAAGAGAUUAUAUAUAUGAAACAAAACUGACUAAAUCAUGUUGAUUAUGUUGACCGGCAUGAGGCUUUUUAUUGUUCUGUUACUUUUUCUCUGUGUUUUGCUGCCUUAAUAUGUAUAGUUGUCAAAUUCUGCGCAUGUAAAUAGGAGGUAAAUCCACAAAUCACAAUGUUCCCUUAAGGGAGCUGUGGGUGUGUUUGCACAAAGGCAAAAGAAAUUGGUUCUUUUUCUUAUGUGGACUUUAGCUGUAUCAGAUGUCUAAGGGAUGAGCACAAGUCAUUUUUCUUGCUGAAAUAACAUAUGGAAUCAAAUGUUACUUGAAACUGAGUGCGCAGGUUCGUAACUCAGCCAAGACACUCAACUAGGAAGUUUGUGGUUUUUUGGGGGGUGGGUGGGGUAUAGGGCAAGAGGCAAUAUAAAUGGGAUGUUUCAAUUUAAAAAGUCUGAUAUGGUUAUUCUGACAUCUAUGCUCCGUGUGCAAACGACAUAGAAGCAAUAAAUUAUGUGUUGUGAGCUGUUUUUAAAAACGUUUGAUUUGCACUUAAUGCCAUUUAAUAUUAUUGAGUUGUUAAUUUUGUUACAUGUUUACAAUUUGUUUUAUAAUAAAAUAAUAA